Cervus elaphus (red deer) is the source of this 1309-nucleotide messenger RNA. Its product is annotated as choline-phosphate cytidylyltransferase A-like. The record is from RefSeq and is a predicted model, not a curated record. Gene Ontology annotation, molecular function: choline-phosphate cytidylyltransferase activity; phosphatidylcholine binding. Gene Ontology annotation, biological process: CDP-choline pathway. Lineage: Eukaryota; Metazoa; Chordata; Mammalia; Artiodactyla; Cervidae. Gene Ontology annotation, cellular component: endoplasmic reticulum.
AUGGUAAAACUGGCUUUUUCCCCUUUUGGUACCUUGCGAAUAAACCUUCUCUUUGCUGCAAAUAAUUUCAGCUUGCUGUGCAUUGGGCAAGAAAAAGUAAAUAUGACUAUUCAGGACUAUUGUGACAGAUGUCAAGACCAGGACAGUAGCUCACGUUUCCCCGGCCCCUGGUCACUGUCCCGUCGAAUUUCUUCAGAGCGCCGCGUCACUGGGUCACCUGGACCCAAUGGGGCGACAGAAGAAGAUGGAAUUCCUUUAAAAAUGCCACGCUGUGCAAUUGGUUUACGGCAGCCAGCGCCUUUUUCUGAUGAAAUUGAAGUAGACUUCAGUAAGCCCUAUGUCAGGGUAACUAUGGAAGAAGCCAGCAGAGGAACUCCUUGUGAACGGCCUGUGAGAGUUUAUGCAGAUGGAAUAUUUGACUUAUUUCAUUCUGGUCAUGCCCGGGCUCUAAUGCAAGCAAAGAACCUUUUCCCUAAUACAUACCUCAUUGUGGGAGUUUGCAGUGAUGAGCUAACACACAACUUCAAAGGCUUCACCGUGAUGAAUGAAAAUGAGCGCUAUGAUGCAGUGCAGCACUGCCGCUAUGUGGAUGAGGUGGUGAGGAAUGCCCCCUGGACCCUGACACCAGAGUUCCUGGCAGAACACCGGAUUGAUUUUGUGGCUCACGAUGACAUCCCUUAUUCUUCUGCUGGGAGUGAUGAUGUUUAUAAGCACAUCAAGGAAGCAGGCAUGUUUGCUCCAACACAGAGGACAGAAGGUAUCUCCACAUCAGACAUCAUCACUCGAAUUGUCCGUGACUAUGAUGUGUAUGCCAGGCGGAACCUCCAGAGGGGCUACACAGCAAAGGAACUCAAUGUCAGCUUUAUCAAUGAGAAGAAAUACCACUUGCAGGAACGAGUUGACAAAGUAAAGAAGAAAGUGAAAGAUGUGGAGGAAAAGUCAAAAGAAUUUGUUCAGAAGGUGGAAGAGAAAAGCAUUGACCUCAUUCAAAAAUGGGAAGAGAAAUCCCGAGAAUUCAUUGGAAGUUUCCUGGAAAUGUUUGGUCCAGAAGGAGCACGAUAUAGUUACCUGGAACAGAACAAAUUUGGCUCCUAUGUUCUGCUCGCCCAGGUGCAGCCUGGCUUGACGAAAAAUGAUGCCUAUGGUCCACAGAGCCGACAGGGUGGACACACCGAGGAAAGUGUUGAUCCAUAGAGCUGUGCUCCCCUCAGAAAUCUGGUGGCAGGCCAGAAAGCAGUCAGUGAGGAAGCAAGCCCCUUUCUCCUUUUUUUCCCUUUCUCCCAUGGUGGGGAAAAUAAAAAAGCUUCUU